AUGGUUCCACGGGUCCAAGGUCGUGACCUUGGACCUGUGAUGGGCUUGCCCACGCUGCGUUUGCCGUUCACCAACGCUUACUGCUGCUUCCGCGACGCGUGGAUGCUGCCAGCCACUUCCUGCGAUACAUGUGCUAUGACCAACCCAUGUGCCACGGCCAACCCGUGUGAAAAAUACUGUGGAUGUAACUGCCCUUCGCCAGCCGCAACUUGCCAAUAUUCGUCUAAUUGUGGUUGUGGCUGCCAAAGCUCUGCCAAAUGCGAUUGUGGGUGUAUGAACGCUCCGGUGUACUUCCCCGAAGUGGAGUACCCACUCACCAUCAUAGACAUAAACCCCUGUAUGUACAGUUCCUGUCAAUGUUUCUGA
This is a messenger RNA of Arctia plantaginis, 366 nucleotides long. Lineage: Eukaryota; Metazoa; Arthropoda; Insecta; Lepidoptera; Erebidae. The record is from the annotation of a GenBank genome assembly.